AUGGCUGCCACUACAGCAAAGAUAGAUGGUCCCCUGCCAGGAAAUUCUGAUGGAAUAGCAGUAUCCCCGCAAAAGCCUUCGAAUUCACUCAUGCAAUACUCCGUAACGUCAGAUGACUACUUGGAUCAGUUCAUCCCAUUUAUAAAGGCUGAACUCCGGGAGAAGGACAGUUUGGAUGAUCUUGUGACUAAUCUAGAAAAAACGUCGCAGGAAAAACAGAGUACCCUUGAGGGGCUUUCAUUUGACUCUGUUGAUGACCUUACAACCUCUAUGGACAAGAUAAAGACCAUCGUACAGACGUCUUCCCAACUAUCAACGGAUUUGAGCUCAAUUAAUAGAGAGUUGAACAAUACAGGUCAGGCCUUUGCCAGGGAGAAAAAAAUGGCUUUGCAUUACAAGAAGAUCUACAGCAAGAUCAAUGAGACAUCCCUAACGAUCAAUUCGUGUUUGGAUAUGUUAGAAAAGACUAACAAGAUCCUAGAAUUGAUUCAAAAUAAGGAAUUUUACAAGGCUCUUAUCAACUUGGAAUCAUUGGCUCGUGUUGAUUUCGAAGAAAUUGAGCAGUUUGAUUUCAGUGUAAGGAUUUACAAUUCGAUUCCAACUUUUAAAAAAAUGAUUAUUGAAGAGACCUUUAACCAGCUUAUUAAGUGGAUGAACUUGAGUGUGGAAAAGAAGUUACCUCAAGUAGGCGAAGUUUUAUAUGAGACUUGCAGGGCAGUGAACGAAUCUUGGCUUUCGAGGCAGUCUAAUGACCCAGAACUGCUUAAGUUCAAGGUGAAUUCACCUAUUGAGAUAUCACUUAGAGAAGAUCAGCUCAAAUAUUUCAAUCCUUUUGAAAAAGGUCAGGUUCAAAUAGAGUUGGGUCCGCUUUUUCAUUCAAUUCUGGUAGCUGAGUCUGUGAAUGAACUUGAUAAGUUGCGGGAGGAUUUUUUGAAUGAGAUCCUUAGAAGAAGGGAUCGACUGAUCUACCCUAUUCGAGAGGCAAUAACGAACAACAACUUUGAGAUGCUUUCUAAUUUAGAGUCUCUCAAGAUACUGAUGUAUUCCAUGAUUGCAUUUUUGGUUACUGACAGAUACAUCUCUGGUAAAACCAGGUAUAAAGUGCGAAGUAAGAAGCAAGCAGAGGAUUUGUUUGAUUCAAUUAUGACCAAGUUGGUGCCUCUUUUGGAGUUGUGUCUUGUCAAGUUCACAACUACUUUGGAUAAUGCCGUCGAGAUAUGCGACAUUGUGGGAUGCUUUCUCCAAAUAAGUGAAUAUUGGGGAUAUGACUGUCGCAAGCUUUACGAUGUAAUGCUCAGUUUGUUCAAGCUAUACAUCAGAUUGUCUGUGGCCCAAUUUCUAGAUGAUUAUAUGGGAUUGUCAUUGGAAGAUGAUUCGCAACCGUUGACUGUUGAUAGUCGGAAGCAAUUUGAAACAGUAACAAACAACUGUUUCUACAAAUUCGAGGAUAAAGAUUUCACAUUUCCGAAGACUUUACCGUAUUCGGUGAUAUACCCUGGAGGAUGCCUCAGAUUACGCAAUUUUAUCCAUGACUUGUACAAAUUCUUGGAGAAGUACUAUGGCAAGCGCUUGGAUAGUGUUUCGCAGAUCAUAUCUUCUGCAGUUGAUCAAGUUCUAAUCGAUAUCAUUCUAAAGGAUUUGGAUAACAAGGUGCAUUCAUCUUAUAAGGAGGAGAUGUCUCAGAAUUUGAUCAACUUAGAGUUCUUCAGUAAUUCGGUCUAUGAGAUAGAGAAAUACCUCAACUUCUCAUCUGAGCCAGUUAUUAUCAAGUCUCGAACUGCAUCCACCAUGAUUAAGUUGAAAGCAGAGAAUGCAUUUAAAGCUACCCGUCGUCGGGCCGAAGAUGGAAUGUUUGAAAUGGUGGACAGUAAAGUGGAUAUGUUAUUUGAUAUGGUGAACUUUGAAUGGAACUCCACGACUAUCAACGAGGAACCAAGUAUCAGCAUCAAAGAUAUGGGAUUAUAUUUGGAGAAUAUGUUCAAAUUAGACUUUUCGCAUUUGCCAUAUUCGAUGAGAACACUCUUGCUUAUUAGGUCAUUUGACAAGAUCACCACACACUUGAAAAGAUCUAUUUUUGAAGCAGAUUCAAUUACCAAAGAAGGAGUUCAAAAUUUUGAGAUUGACAUCGAUUACAUAGAAUCGCUGAUCCAAAGCUUGAAAGGUUGGGGUGGUCAUGUGACGGAGGUAGUGGGUUAUGAAGGUGACAAAGCCAACGAAGCGUUGGCCACAAUGUUUGUUGGUUUAAAGCAGAUUGUGGAUCUAUUUAAAGAUGGCAAUCUAGAGAAUUACAAAGAUAAGAGUAUGAGAACUACUCGAUUCAGUUCUAUUAAGCCUGAACAGGCCCAGACCCUUGUAAACAAGUUGGAAGAUUAUCAGAUAGCACAGCAAAAGAUGCUGAUGAUGGAUCGGGCUACCCCGUAUUCGAGAAGUGCCAGUGGAACGCCUUCGUCACCUACACUUGAGGGCGGUGAUCAGACGCACUCGAUGUUCUCCGGAUUAAAAAGACAGGCUACCAUCAAUGGAAUCUCAUUCAAAAAGUGA
Molecule: messenger RNA, 2541 nt
Organism: Brettanomyces nanus
Lineage: Eukaryota; Fungi; Ascomycota; Pichiomycetes; Pichiales; Pichiaceae
Exons: 1
Coding region: 1-2541 (846 amino acids)
Biological process (GO): intracellular protein transport; exocytosis; Golgi to plasma membrane transport
Cellular component (GO): membrane; exocyst
Source: RefSeq, a predicted model, not a curated record